Molecule: messenger RNA, 1300 nt
Organism: Setaria italica (foxtail millet)
Lineage: Eukaryota; Viridiplantae; Streptophyta; Magnoliopsida; Poales; Poaceae
Product: serrate RNA effector molecule
Exons: 8
Coding region: 44-1300 (418 amino acids)
Biological process (GO): mRNA processing; primary miRNA processing
Cellular component (GO): nuclear body
Source: RefSeq, a predicted model, not a curated record
UGAUACCACUAAUGGUCAAGAUAACACUGAAAGGUUAGGAUUAAUGACAUACAAACAGUUUACCCAAGUUCUUGAGGAUGAUGUUUCACCAUCUCAAGCUGGGGGCAGGUACCAAGAAUACAGGACAGAAUACAUAACUACUCAGAAACGUGCUUAUUUUGAUCUCAAUAAGAAUGAAGAUUGGUUGAAAGACAUGUACCACCCAACAAAAUUAUUAUCUGUUAUUGAAAGGAGGAAUGAUUUUUGCAAGACUGCAGCGAAGAAUUUGAUCCAUGACCUACAGAAUGGAACUUUAGACCUUGGUCCUGGAUUGACUGCUGAUGCAGUGAUCAAAUCAGGAGAUGGUGAUGGUGGAAGCUCUGAGGAUGAUACAGAUUAUGGUGAAAAGAAAAUAAAACAUGGAAGAGGUCCCCAGAAAGAGAUUGAACCGCUUUCAGUUUCAGCUGCUCCUAAAGCUCAUCCGGUCAGUUCACAGUACCGAAGGAUUCACACUGACAUAGACCGGACUCUUGCUUUGGUGAAAAAGCUUGAUUCAGAGAAGGAUAUUCUGGGAAACAUCCUGUUAACUGGUGAUCAUGAUAAUUCAAAUGUUGAUAAAUCACACAUCAGGUCCAUGGGGCCUGUAGUUAUUGUCCGGGGCUUAAAUACUGUCAAGGGCCUUGAAGGUGUUGAGCUCCUAGACACUCUCCUUACUUAUCUGUGGCGUGUCCAUGGUGUUGAUUACUAUGGCAUGUCUGAGAUGAAAUACGCAAAAGGUUUUCGUCAUGUGAGAGCUGAAAACAAGAGUGGCUCUAUGGCUGAAAACAACAAUGCUGCUGAUUGGGAGAAGAAACUGGAUUCUUUCUGGGAACAAAGACUGGUGAAUGGUGAGGAUCCUCUAGUUGUAUUGACUGCAAAGGACAAAAUUGAUGCAGCAAUUGUUGAAGUUCUAGAACCUUAUGUCAGAAAAAUGAGGGAUGAGAAGUAUGUCUGGAAGUAUGGUUGUGGAGCCAAGGGAUGUGAAAAACUUUUCCAUGCUCCUGAGUAUGUUCACAAGCAUCUGAGGCUCAAGCAUCCUCUUUUGGUCUCUAUUUUGUCAUCAAGAAUCGAAAAUGAUAUCUAUUUUCAAAAUUACAUGAAUGAUCCAGAUGCUCCAGGAGGAAAACCAGUCAUGCAGCAAACGUUGCAGGAUAGAACGAGACGAAGGCCUGAUGAACAGAUGUUUGGUGCUUCUGGUGGACGUGGUUCAGAUGCUCCACUUCUCCCCGACCCCAAGUGUGCCCUUUCACCAGUACUAAUACCAGUGCCUGGUGCUGGGUAG